GAAGGACAACGAAGGUCAAGGGGAGGGUUCAAUAUUGUAAACAGCUAAUUCAUUUCGCUGGAGUGUCUUGAACAUCCAAGUUAUUGUAUUUUGGACUGAAAUUACCUAACUGUCAUGGCUGUGGCUUUACGCAAAAUUUCUCCGUGGCGAUUUGUCAGGGCAGUCCAAGCCACACACAUUCCCACUCUGAAGCUGCACAUGACUGGUUCUAUGAUGGGGGCGACGGUGGAGCAAUUCAAUCAUGCCAAGAGUCAGAUGAGCACGCUGAAGGAAGACCCUGGCAAUGAGGCCAAGCUGAAAAUCUAUGCUCUCUUCAAACAGGCUACUCAGGGACCCUGUAACACCCCAAAGCCAGGGAUGCUCGACUUUGUCGGCAAGGCCAAAUGGGAUGCCUGGAAGUCUCUGGGUUCUGUAUCUCAGGAGGAUGCCAGACAGCAGUAUGUGGACCUGAUCGAUUCUCUGCUGGCUGCCGAGGGGCCUGCGGUAGCCGCACAGCCCACUGGGAGCGCUGCUACCUUUGAUACGCUGCUGGUCUCCACGGAGGACAACAUCACCACUAUCUGCCUCAACAGGCCACAGAAGAAAAAUGCCAUCACUGUGGAGAUGUACAACGAGGUCAUCAAGGCUUUGGAGCAAGCUGGCAAAGAUGACUCUGUCAUUACUGUAAUCACAGGUAGUGGAGACUUCUACUGCAGUGGCAAUGACCUGACAAACUUCACCAAAAUCCCCGAGGGUGGAAUCGAGCAGAUGGCAAAGAAUGCAGGCGAGUUGCUAAGGGAGUUUGUCAAAGCGUUCAUCGACUUCCCUAAGCCCCUGGUUGCAGUGGUCAAUGGUCCGGCUGUGGGUGUGUCUGUCACUCUACUGGGGCUGUUUGAGAUUGUCUAUGCCACAGAGAGGGCUACAUUCCACACCCCCUUCAGCCAGCUGGGACAGAGCCCAGAAGGCUGCUCCUCCUACACCUUCCCUAAAAUAAUGGGCAAUGCAAAGGCCAGUGAGAUGCUGCUGUUCAACAAGAAGCUGAGUGCCGUCCAAGCUUGUGCCCAGGGCCUGGUGACCGAGGUCUUCCCUGACAGCAGCUUCCAGACCGAGGUGGCCACCAGACUCAAGGCCUAUGCCAAGCUGCCCAGAAAUUCCCUAGCCCUGUCCAAGCAACUGAUCCGUGGGACAGAGAAGGAACAUCUCCACACUGUCAACGACCAGGAGGUGGAGCGCCUGGUGGAGCGCUGGCUCUCAGAUGAGUGCAUGCAGGCCAUCAUGAGCUUCUUCCAGGCUAAGGCUAAGCUGUGAGGAGAUCCUCCCCCAGAGACCCACAGACAGAGCUCCUAACCAGAGUCAUGCCCAUUAGGUAUCAAUCGGGAAAAAAUGGACCGAAACACGCUCAUUUACAUUUUCCGUUGUAAAACAUUUGAAAAUGUAUUCUGUCAUGUGCCCUAAUGAGCAUGACCCACAUCACACCAAUCUGUACCCCACCCCCACCUUUUCCUCCCCUAGUACAGCUCCAGCCUAGAUUCACUAACCUGUAAGAAGAGAUGUCAAUGGGAUAAAGCCUGUAACCAUGCUGAGCCUUGAGCUGAUGCCUUUUUUCCCCUUCAGUUUUAUCAGAUGGUUUUGUAAAUGAAUUAUAAUAUUAGUAUUAUUAUUGUACCGUAUGAACACCCAACACCCCCGUUCGGUAGAUUAACUGUUGAUCUAGAUUGUUUUGCAAUUAGCAUAUCUGGGCAUUCCAUGUUUUGAAACACCAGUGAAGUUAACUGCCAAAAUAAAGGAAACGCCAUCAUGAAGUGCCUUUUAAUAGGGCGUAGGGUCACUAACUCAGGAACCACACCUGUGUGGAAGCAGCUGCUUUCAAUAUACUUUGUAUCCCGCAUUUAUGCAAGUGUUUCCAUUAUUUUGGCAGUUACCUGUAACUUACAUGGACUAAGCUUCCAAGAGGUGCAUAUGGUAAGUUGAAGGUGGGUAGUGCCUUACAGUCCAAAAAAACUGAGCUGAGCAAAGCGGAUUGUGUUUUGCACUGUCCAAUGGUAUUUUAUAUGCACUCAAAAGUAUUCUUGGCGAUGGCAUCAUUGUUUCACACAUCUAUAUCUGUUUGAUUACAGUAAUAAAUACAUUUGAGCAACAAAAUCCCCAAAAAUCGUCAA
Molecule: messenger RNA, 2138 nt
Organism: Oncorhynchus gorbuscha (pink salmon)
Lineage: Eukaryota; Metazoa; Chordata; Actinopteri; Salmoniformes; Salmonidae
Gene: eci2
Product: enoyl-CoA delta isomerase 2
Molecular function (GO): fatty-acyl-CoA binding
Source: RefSeq, a predicted model, not a curated record